AAUUUAUUUUGUUAUUUUUUUGUUUUGCUUCCGUCAUUGCAGUUAGGGUUUUCUCAAUCUCCAAUCUCCGAUUUGUACUACAUCAACAUCAAAAAUGCAUAUCUCAUUGCUGUUAAAGUUAUUGACCAUUGAUGUUUGUACCAAAAACAUAUACUAUUAAUCUGCGAAGCUCGCAACGGAACACAACACAAAACAUCUCUCUCUCUCUCUCUCUCUCUCUCGGUGAGAGACUGAACAGAACAGCUUCAGCUUCAGGUUUAGGUUCAAAAUCGAACAUGCCGUCUCUUCAAACAGCAUUACCUCCUGAACUCGCCAACAAUGCGAUUAGACUUUACCGUGAAUGCCUUCGAAGAGCUAAAUAUAUUGGCACUCGGCAAUAUAACACAGAGCUCGUUGUUGAUAUGGUGAGACAGCAGUUUAAAAAACACAUGCAUGAGACAGAUCCAGAGAAGAUUCAGAAGCUGAAAGAUGAUGCAGCAAGGGGACUCAUAAAUCACAUGCUAUACGAAUCUGAGAAGAUGUCUGGUCGUAAAUUCAGCAACAGCACUUGAUGUUGAUUGAAUGACACUGCUAAGAUUCUGCCGGUUGUAGGAAGUCAAAUUUUUGGCUGCUAUCAAAAUAAUGAAGACGGAGUGAAGAUCCAAAGCCCAGGACAUCUCUUUUGUACUUCCAUUUUAUGGAGUCUAGACUGUUAUUCUGUGUGAAAUCAGUGUGUCAUGAUUUUGUCAGAGUUAUUCACUUGGCACUGAAACAUUCACUAUAAGGAGAAGUCACAACUCAAUUUGAGCAGAGAAGGGUGUCGCAUUACCUUGUAAGAUGAUUUGUUAAGGUUAAUAUACUUGCAUAAAUUUGAGUAUUUAUGAACUUCUCUUCUUGUUAUGCUUUGAUUUGAACAAAUGCUUGUUUGCCAAGGAUUAUUAUUAAUUUUAAGUCAAAAUGAUG
This is a messenger RNA of Camellia sinensis, 942 nucleotides long. RefSeq lists its product as uncharacterized. The record is from RefSeq and is a predicted model, not a curated record. Lineage: Eukaryota; Viridiplantae; Streptophyta; Magnoliopsida; Ericales; Theaceae.